GAGGCAGGCCAAAAGUGAAUCAUUGCCUUCCAUGGAAAUGCGGGCAAGAGACGGGGGUCGGGCAGCUACACCUGUUGGGCGCCUGCUGCCGGUGGAGCCCUUCUAGGAGCGGGGAAAGAGAGAGGUGGCUUUGGCCGACGCUUUGCAUUUGCGCAACGCCGCUUCAGGAUGCCUUUCCCCGCUUCCUGAUUUACGAGGCGUCGGCUGGCUCCCUUCCAAGCUCCUCCGAACAGGUCGCGCCGUUCCGAGAAUCAACCGCCUUUCCUGGAAAGGGCUUGAGAAAAAGAAACCCCGGCUGCUGCUUCCCCAGCGAAGGGAAGGGAGCGAGGCUUCAGCUUCUCCGCGCGCCUUGCCGAAGGGGAAAAGCCUGCUUGGGAAGGGCAGCCGCAAAGCCCUCGCCUUCCUCCUUCCGCGGGGUCGCAGGAGAGCGAGCCCGCUGCAAGGCUGCGGAGAGGCCCAGCCGAGCAUGGGAGGGUGGCGCGACCCUCGCGGCCUGGCCCUGUGGGGACUUCUGCUGUGCGGCUCGCUGCGGGACCUGGCCAGCGCCGCCCCGGCCUGCGCGGCGCCCUCGGACGCGGGCCAGUUCUGGCACAUCUCCGAUUUACAUUUGGACCCCACCUACCACAUUACAAGUAAUCACACUCAGGUUUGUGCCUCUUCCAAAGGCGUGAAUGCCUCAAACCCUGGUCCAUUUGGAGAUUUCAUGUGUGAUUCACCAUAUCGGCUUAUUUUAUCAGCUUUUCAGCACAUGAAGGAUUCUGGUCAAGAGGCAUCCUUCAUGAUAUGGACAGGAGACAGCCCUCCACAUGUUCCUGUAAAAGAACUCUCCACAAAACUUGUCAUUGACAUUAUUGGUAAUAUGACUUCUACCAUAAGAAGUUUCUUUCCAGAUCUCCAAGUUUUCCCUGCAUUGGGAAAUCAUGACUAUUGGCCACAGGAUCAGCUGCCUGCAUCUGUCAGUGAAGUUUACAAUGCUGUAGCGGAUUUCUGGAAACCUUGGCUUACGGAUGAAGCAGUCGGCACCUUGAGAACAGGUGGUUUUUAUACACAAACAAUUCAGUCCAACAUGACUACACAACCUCUUAGGAUAAUUAGUUUAAAUACCAUCUUAUACUACCCUCCCAACACUAUGACUCUGAAUAUGACUGAUCCAGCAAACCAGUUUGCAUGGCUGGAACGUGUAUUAGAGACGGCACAUCAAAACAAGGAAAAGGUUUAUGUGAUAGGACAUGUGCCAGUAGGUUAUCUGCCUUAUUCUCGAAAUACAACUGCCAUAAGAGAACACUACAACGAGAGGUUGAUAGAAAUCUUUCGCCGGCAUAGCAGCGUGAUUGCUGGACAGUUUUUUGGACACACUCACAGAGACAGCAUCAUGGUUCUUCUAGAUGAAAAGGAAAAGCCAGUAAACUCCUUGUUUGUGGCACCUGCUGUGACGCCAGUGAAGGACGUAUUGGAGGUAGACUCAAACAAUCCUGGAGUGAGAUUAUAUCAAUAUGACCCUCUUUCUUAUAAUCUACUGGAUCUUUGGCAGUUCUACUUGAACCUCACAGAAGCCAACAUGAAAAAUGAAUCAGUCUGGAAACUUGAGUAUGUUAUGACCAAAGCUUAUGGAAUCAAGGACUUAACGCCAGAAAGCUUGUAUGAAAUGGCAAAUCAACUUAGUGUACCUCAAAGCAAAUUGUUCCAAAAAUAUUACAGCCACUACUAUGUGAGUUACGAUGAUCCAAGCUUGUUCUGUGAAGAGCACUGUAGGAUCACCCAACUCUGUGCAAUUAAAUAUUUAGACCUCACCUCUUACACAGAUUGUAUCGGACAUAAAGGCAAAUUACAUGGGUAAAAAGUAGUGCUCACGUUAAAGAAUUGUGUCCUCUAAGGCCUGGUUCUGAUGUAGCAACUGUAACCGUUGUUUCUUCAGCUGAGAACUAGUGUGGUGUCUGCCCACUCCUCUCUUCCUUAGUUUCCCAUUACAAAUGAACUGCUCUUGGUUUUAUAUCCUGGUUACCAAGUCAUGAUUAAACCACAGUUUCUCAGUUGAAAUGUAGCAGGAAAUGGUGGUUUCAACUAAACAGAAUGGAAGCACUGAAGCUAACAUGCAUUGGGGGAAACGCACAGCCACAACAUUAGUUUUUGGUGCAAUAAACCAUGGUUUAUAUAAGCAGAGGCCAUUACUGCUGUAUCGAGCCUAAAUAAAGUCCAAAAAAUAUUUUGCCAAAUUAGAGGCCUGCAAAUUAAUCAAAUGGAAUGUUGUAGAGAGAAUCUCUAUGUGUUAGUGUUGUUGCAAGAUGAAAAUGAAUGAAUUGUACCUCUAAGCAUCUGUAAAGAAAAUUUCCGCUUAAUUUCUUGCUGCUGCUAAGCAUCCAAAGCAUGUAUUUAAUCAACUGAAAGGGGUGGGAUGGGGUGCUUCUCUGUAUUUUUAAAGUUUAGCUGUUUCUUCAAUUGACUCCGGCAGUGUAUGCACACACAAAAAAUAUCUCAUUCAAGUGACUGUAAGUGUAUAUCGCUGCAUUUUGCAAGCCUUUUAGAGAAUUUUUCUUGAAUGUAUGAUUCAUUUAAAAAUAUUUUUAGAGAUAUUUGUAUGGAAAUUGUACAAUUUGUAUAGUAAAAUUGUCAUACGUUGAAUCAUGGAAAGUAUCUGUAUAUAUACAAAGUUAUGGCUUUGUUUCUCUGUAAGUUUUAAGAACUUGUGAUUUUGCUCAAGUCAGGCAAGAAUUCAUAUGGCCAUAAAAUAAUUAUUUUUCUGGGGAAUGGGGUGGAAAGUAAAGCAAUGAAAGGAGGGAGCAGUCUAGUUUCUUACCAAAAAUAAAAGAUGAAAAUAAGAAGAACACAGGCUGCACAAUUUGCUUCAUAUCUCAGGUUCUACAAAUGCUGGAGUUGAACUUAAGUUUUAUACAUGUUGUGAUUUUUCACAUUUUCUUCCAAAUGAAGAUUUUGGGUUAUAGAUUUGCUUUUCUUGCUGAUUUAUAUGAAUGGCUUUGUCUAGCUGUAUUGUAUAGGCUUGGAUUCUAAGUUGCUUCUCAAUUCAUGUAAAGGGCAGCUUUUUGACCAUUCCUCUUUGUCUGUAGCCCUUCACUCACACCAUAUCCAAGAAUCCCACAACCCCCAGGAGCAAAAGUUCAGGGGCUGCAGGUGGAUGGGGUGAGGCCUGAAAUUCCCGUUCUGUGAAUGUGAACUCUGUUCCACUUAUGGAAAGAAAGUUAGGAUCCAAGUCAUAGUGUUUAAGAAAGUUUUGGUUUUUAUGAAUCUUCACCCUGGAAUAAAUAAUAUGGCUUGAUCCUAAGCAUAGUUUACUUCUAUAGCACACAGGCUUGCAGAAAUUCAUUGGUUGUGUACUAGCUCAGGGACUUUCACAAUCUUAUUUUUUAUUGUGUUAAAAUAAAACUUGCUCAUUCCAAGUAGAUCUGCUAAAAA
Messenger RNA from Zootoca vivipara (common lizard), 3408 nucleotides. RefSeq names its product sphingomyelin phosphodiesterase acid like 3A (gene SMPDL3A). Gene Ontology annotation, molecular function: sphingomyelin phosphodiesterase activity. Lineage: Eukaryota; Metazoa; Chordata; Lepidosauria; Squamata; Lacertidae. Gene Ontology annotation, biological process: sphingomyelin catabolic process. The record is from RefSeq and is a predicted model, not a curated record.